Messenger RNA from Parnassius apollo (apollo), 558 nucleotides. The record is from the annotation of a GenBank genome assembly. Lineage: Eukaryota; Metazoa; Arthropoda; Insecta; Lepidoptera; Papilionidae.
UUGCGUAUCGGGCAAGGAUGCAUCGACUUUUUUGCUGAGCUGGAGCCAUUUGUAACCGUCACCGAGCAAAACCUGGCAGACCGAGUUCGGUAUAUCUUGCGCUCAAAUACAUUUGAUGUCACCGAACUCGAACGGCUACGACGUGAGGCUGUUCCUUCAUCGGGUGAAAAUGCUGCGGCUGAGGAUGCGGCGCCACAACUUGCCGAGCAAACGGCAAAUGUGGAUGCCGCCGUGAAUACGCCAGUUGUGGUUGAUUCAAACGAUGAUGGAACAGUCGCCCAGGAACUGGAACUAGAGCAAAUGAGGAGUACAUUGGAAGAGGCGAUUGUGGAAACGCGCAGUACGACUCUCGAAAAUCGACCGCGACUUCCCCCGCUUAGCCCUAAGCAAGCGGAAUCGGGCUGUCGUGAGGGCUCUGAACCCAAUGCUGGUUACCUAUUUGGAAGCCAGCCGGGACCUUUGCGAGACGGACUCAAUUCUUUUUGGCGCCGCACUGGCAGUCUGCCGUAUUAUAGGCGCCAAACUUUCCACGGCUGGACGCGCUACUGGACAAAGUAG